Lachancea sp. 'fantastica' is the source of this 327-nucleotide messenger RNA. NCBI's taxonomy places the organism in Eukaryota, Fungi, Ascomycota, Saccharomycetes, Saccharomycetales, Saccharomycetaceae. The record is from the annotation of a GenBank genome assembly.
AUGGGCGCCAGUUGUAACGAUCAGAGAAAGGCGGUUGCCAUCUGUUUGCAGCGGUCUCCCUGCGUUUUGAUCGAGCGAAACACGCCAAAAAAAUGCCUGGAAGAUCCUGAGCUAAGCAAGGAUCUGCCGGAGUUGUGCAUGGCGCAAAUGAAGGCGUUUCUAGAGUGCAAAAGAGGAAUGGUGGAUAUGACCAAGCGUUUCAGAGGCAAUGGUGCGAUGUCCACCGGUAAAUAUGACCAGCAAUAUGAGAAACUAUCGAACGGAGAUUUUGAUGCAAGAGAAGAGCUACACAAGCUGGAAACGCUAUCCAACGUCUCCAAGAACUGA